Messenger RNA from Labeo rohita (rohu), 6329 nucleotides. It is a transcript of the gene fhip1b, whose product is annotated as FHF complex subunit HOOK interacting protein 1B. Gene Ontology annotation, biological process: endosome organization; endosome to lysosome transport; lysosome organization. NCBI's taxonomy places the organism in Eukaryota, Metazoa, Chordata, Actinopteri, Cypriniformes, Cyprinidae. Gene Ontology annotation, cellular component: FHF complex. The record is from RefSeq and is a predicted model, not a curated record.
CCCGUGCGCGUGGGUGUGUCCGUGGAAUCUGAGGAGAAAGAUGGCUGCGGGACGAAGGGAGAGGUUGACAAAUCUGAGAUUCGCCGUUUCAGGAUAGACAGGUUGCGGCUGAGGACAAAGCGGAAAACAGCACUCGCUUACGUGUGUGUGGAGGAGUCUAUGUAUCGGUAUGGAGUAUAGUGCCGACAGCAAACUGGAUGACAGGGAGUGCAAACAAGCCUCACAUGCUCACACACUGAUCACUGGCGUACAGUGACUGUUGCUGCAGACAUCAACAGGAUUCCAUCCUUUCUAUGAUUUUACCUCGUAUUUCUUUAAGCUGGACUCUUUACUUCUUGAUUUUUGGACGCCUUUUGUAAGCCGCCUUACCCCCCCCUUCCCCUUUUCCCUUUUCUCUCCCUCUCCACACUUCUCCUCCCUCUCUUCCCCCUUUUACUUUCCCUGUUGACCUUUUGAUCAAAUUUGGAUCAAAGAUGAGUUGGCUGAGUCGUUUAAAUCCAAGAGGUCCAGGCACUCGGACCGGUCGACAUGCAGCCCCAUCCAGCCCAUGCACUGCCGACCCCGAGACUUGUCUUAUGGUGUUUGAAAACCACUGGAGACAGGUGUCAGGGGUGUUGAAACAGAGGGAGUCUUCAGUGGGCGGUUAUGCCGAUGAUCUCACUGCAGUUCGCAAUCACACAGAUCAGAUGCUGUGCCUGCUUGCUGAAGAGAGACCAGCAGGUGGAGACAUUGAAUCACCAGCAAAGGGUCCUAUUCUGGAGAUGGUGGUGGCAGAAAACAUUCUGGAUGAAUUGGUACAGUGGCAUGUGCGCCGUGGUAUGGAUGCAGACAGCCAGCUGGAGCUGUUGAAAUUGUUUGAGAUGCUAAUCGGACAGUCACAUCAGCCCCUGCUCCUCCACAGUGCAGUGCUGCAACCGCUGCUAAUCCUGCUGGGAGCAUGUGUGGAUCCCCAGCUGGGCUGCCCUCCUGCCCUAGAGUCCAGCCUCGUAUUGCUGCUAAAUCAGGUAUGUGUGUGCAUGGCGAAGGAAACUGCAGUUUUGGAGUUGAUAUUUAGGUGUGGACCGGUACAGCAGGGACCCACUAACCUGCUGAUCUUCUCCUUGUUGGUGCCGUUUAUUCAUCGAGAUGGCUCUCUGGGGCAGCAGGCCCGUGACGCACUGCUGCUCGUCAUGGCAACCUCUGCCAGCAACCACGCUGUUGCACGUCACAUCGCAGAGAACUCCUACUUUUGCCCAGUGCUAGCGACAGGGCUGAGUGCAUUGUAUUCAUCCCUGCCACGGAAGAUUGAGGUACGGGGCGAUGACUGGCACGCCCUGCGGAGGGAGGACUGGAUAGGCGUCUCCUCUCUAGUGCUUUUCAUGAACAGUCUUGAAUUCUGCAACGCUGUAGUACAGGUGGCACACCCUCUUGUGCGCUGCCAACUCCUUGACUACCUCCACAACGGCUUCCUGGUUCCAGUCAUGGGCCCCGCUCUGCACAAGUCGUCAGUGGAUGAGAUGAUAGCAAGCACGGCAUACCUGGAGUUGUUUUUACGCAGUAUCACAGAAACUUCCCUCCUUAAAACCUUCCUGCGCUUCGUUCUGUUGCAUCGCCAUGACAACGACACCAUCCUUGAUACACUACUCACACGCAUCAGCAGCAAUUCACGGCUGUGCAUGGUCUCUCUGAGUCUGUUCAAGACAUUGCUCAGUCUCAACUGUGAAGACCUCAUGCUCCAGCUUGUUCUCAGGUAUCUGUUGCCAUGCACACAUGUAAUGCUGAGUCAGCGAAGGGCAGUCAGAGAAACAGACCUCUAUGGCAAAUCAGCUGACAAGUUCCUUUCCCUCAUACCAGAAUGCUGCCGAAUCACUGCAGCACCCUCUAGUGAGCGGGAUGAUGAACCUGCCUUUUGGGGAAAGGUGUUAGGUAGUCCCACUGCAGAGUCACCGGUUCACCCCAGACCCAACACUCCGUCCCGCCUCGCUCUCUUUAUUCGACAGCAAAGCUCUGGAGGCCAAGCCAACCCCCCCUCGUCUGGUUCGGAGAACGCCCCCUCUUCUCCUCGCGGUAGCGUUUCCUCCCCUCUGUCUCCUGACAGCCCCAUGCACCAACUCCCAGACACUUCAGAAGGAGAGACUGGCUACCUGGAGUAUCUGCGCGAUGCUCGGAAGGGAAUUGAACUCUGCUCCUGGGCCUGUCGAGACUGGUCAGCCCCUUACGAUGGAGAAAAUCCCUCUCCAAACUCUGCUCCUCCUCCACCUCCUCCUCCUACAUCCAACCCCUCCCUCAGUAUGGUACAAGAGCAUUUCUCCAUAAUGGACCCUGCUCAGCAGAGGGCGGCAGUGGUGGCUGCAGCACGUGCCGAGUGGAGCAGUUCAGAUCGGGAUAGUGGAGAGUGGGAUGUUACCAUCAGCAAGAACUGUAUCAGUCUCACACCCCGCAGUAAAAAACGCAGCCUUCUUCCCAGCUCCAUACCUCUACAAUCUUCAUCUUCUGCAUCCGUCUCUACAGAAAUAACAGGUGCUUUGGAAACCGUAUCCCAAUCUGCACCUCAUCCAGCGCUCUAUAAUGGGAUGGGGCAGGUUGAGCUCACAGAUAGUGUGGAUGAGAGAAUGGAGGUUAAGAAAGUGAAAAGGGACUCUGAUGUAAAUAACAGCGUGGUGGAGUCAGGGAUGAACGGGUCAGUGGGUCCAGUCGACUACAAUGAUUUCCACGUAGGAUCGGCAAUGAAAUCAUCUCAGGUGCAGGUGAAGCCACAUCUGCAACAUCAAACCUCCGUGCCCUCUUCUACCCAAGAGUGUCUACAAAGUGAGAGUCAGAGAUUGUCUCCUGUUCCUGCCUUGACCGAGACUUCCACAGUUCGGGGUCCGGAGUCCGUUGAGCGUCUGAUUGAGGAGCUGCUGGAGCGGGCGCCAUCGGAGCCAUUGUCUGGAGACACAAAGUGCCAGGGAAUCAGCAUUGAGGCUUUUCACCAAGAGCUGAGGGAGCUGGAGGAACGUGUAAGAGAGAGGAGGGUUCUUUCACGCAGCUCGGAGGAGUCCUCUCGGGAGAUUCGCACUGCUCCUGCUCCUGCUCCCAGCCUGACGGAUGAGGAAUGUCUUCCAGUGGAGACUGAGCAGCGCUCCAGUGAAACGAAGCCUGACAGCUCUGCCGCUGGGGUAUUUAGCCCCGCACGACCCCUCGGACAACCUCUAGCUCAACCGUACACAGGUCCAUUUAUAACAGUCCUGUUCAGUAAACUGGAGAGUAUGAUGCAGAACUCCCUAUAUGUGAACAUUUUGCUGACGGGUGUUGUGUUCCAGCUGGCCUGUUACCCUCAGCCUCUCCUUCGCUCUUUCCUCCUCAACGCCAACAUGGUGUUUCAGCCCAGUGUUAAAUCACUCAUACAGGUGCUGGGAUCAGUAAAAAACCGAAUUGAAGCAUUUGCAGCAGCACACGAGGAUUUUCCUGCCAUGUUAAGAAAGGCUCGCCGCUUUCUAGUUGCAAGAGGAAAGUUAGACUGGUCUGACUCACCCAUGGGAGUGCCCAGCCUCCGGCGAUCAGACUCAUUAAUUAAAAGCCGAAAACCAUCUCUGGGCGAUCUCAUCCUGAGGCACACCAACAGUCCUACGAGAGCUCGCCAUGCAGCUCAGUUGGCUUUUGCCCACGUGAGAGACGGAGGGCAAUCUCUGCACAGUGCUUUGUUUCGGGGUGGUGCAGCCGGUGGGGCCUCUGGCCUGGAAAAGCAGGCAGAGGCACUAAGGGUGAAAAACGCAGUCUACUGUGCUGUUAUUUUCUCAGAGUUUCUCAAAGAGCUAGCAGCUCUCACACAGGAGCAUGCCGUAGCCCUGCCCUUCCCACCUAGUCAAGGCACCGAGGAAUAACACCAGGCCAAAAGUUUCUUCUAAACUUGCUUUAUCCACUGUUCCUGGCACUGAGCUGUAGACUAUUACAUCCCUGAGUUUUUUUUCAAGCAAAUACAGUCUUUUCAAGGGAAAAAUAAUGCACUCAAUAGACAGGAGAAAUCAGUUGAUCAUAAAGAUAAAGAGAGGUCAUCUCUUGUUAAUAAACUCAUGUUCAUAAUGUAAUUUUUUUUUUUUAAUUGUACAGGACCACUUAUCCAUUAAGCUUUAGGAAAUUGUGCAUAUAAAUCUUGUAUAUAGUCUAUAUAAAAUAUCUAUGUGUAUAAUGAUUUUUGUACACUCAGAGAGACUUGCAUCCUUUAAGCUGGAGGAAUUUGGCCGUAAACUUGCACUCCCAAUGUUUCUAAGUCAGAGACUAGCUAAAGUAGACUCACUACACACUUCUUUUAAACUUUUAUGGGUGCGCAAGUGCCAUUUACAUUUUUAGUCAAACGGUUAUUUUGUCUUUUAUAGAAAUAUAAGUCUGUGAGAUCACACCAGGAUAUAUCGGAAAUAAUCAUCUGGCCCUUUUUUUUUUUAAAGACGAGAUGUUAGAUACUGUUUACCAAUCACGUUGGGCAAUAAAUCCUCGGUAUCGCAGCAGGAUUUGCCCCUUAACUGAGAUAUCUCUGGAAAAAAAAAUAAGACCAAUUCUGCCAAUCUCUAGCACACUCUUUUUGUCCAACAACUAGAGUGACGUUAAGAGCCCGUAAAGAGGGAAGAGGGUUCAUUUUCUUAACCUCCGUCCUGAUAAAAGCCUGACAAAUUUAGCAUAGAUGGAAAGUUUUAGUUUUCAUUCUCAUUUUAGGGUUUCUGGCCGUUUUAGGGAAAUGCAAAUGGUACAUUCAUUUAGCAUGUCAUUACAUAUCCUCUUCAGUUUUUCGGGGGGUGGGAAAGGCACUGAUUUUUCUGCCCACAAAGAUCUCCUUCUGUACUGGAUGUUAGCGUCCCUUUUGGCGUCUGACUAGGUGCUAAUGUCUUAAAAUUUAGAGUGGUAUGAGCAAAGAGAAGCUUGCCUAAUAAUGACCUGUCCCUUUAAGGAGUGAGCCAAGUUAUGUGAAUCAUAAGCCAUCUUAGUGUUGAAUCCAAGUGUUUUUUCUGUUCAUGACUUUGCUAGUGUUAUGGAGUAUGAGUGAAUUCAGGCGCCACUUUUUAAUUUGUUUAUUGCCAAAAUACUUUAGACACUUUAAUUUUCAGAAUGAAAGUUAGAACAUGCAUGUGGAUUUAUGAGAUUUGUGAGUGUUUUCAACAGCGUGCAUGUAUUUUUUUUUUAAUUUUUGUUUUUACAAUGUCAUUUUUUUGCCCCUUGCUGAUCUGAAAUCAUCCAUCCAAGACUUUUAAUCAUGCAUAAGCCAUAUGUGCAUUACCUCAGUUUUCGUUCCAUGCUUGUUUCGUUCCGUGUUUGUUCAGAAAAUCUGUUCACUCAAAUACCAUUUAGGGCAUUUUUUUUUUUUAUAUAUAUACAUUCUAGAUGCAAGAGUAGACAAUUUGAAAGACAGUUAUAUAUUUUUUCUGGUUACCUCUAGCUGCUGAAUUGUCAAUCCAUCCAUUUUCCCUUCAUUAUCUAUCCACCCAUCCACAGAAGGUCUUGUGUGGUGCAUUAGCGUGAUGGUUCUCUGCAUUUGUUAGUUGAACUCUGAAAUGUUUAGCAUGAAAAUUUCACAUUCAAGGACAAUGGUAGACCAUGUUAGUGUCAAGAAAAAUAAGUUGUGCUUUCUCUGAAACAUGCUCUAAUGUCUGUGUGGGUGAGAGAUGAAAUGGAUAAAGAGCAAGAGGUUGAAUGAUGAAACGGUACAUAUAAGUUAGUGUUCAGUUUAUCUCUAUGGAGACAGCGGUUAUUAUACUUCCGUUCAGUUUCUAAGUUAGAAAUCAAGUAGGCUUAUACAAUUUAUGUGUGUCGUAAGAUACCAAUGCACAAGAAACGCCCAUUUCUUUAUAUGCCUGAUGUCGUGCAGAUAGCAUGUUUUUCUUUUUAUACAUAAGUGUUUGAUAUGAUUUAGAAAAAUCAGGAGCUCAUUGAUUGUGUAUGCUUAUGAAAAGUGUUUGUUUGAUCAAUAUACGUUGCACAAUUUUUACGUUGAUUUGGUUUUCUCUUUUUUUUUUCCCCACUGUCCAUUUGUUUGAAACGUUGAUGUUGACAAGGACUUCUGCGGCUUGUUAUCUAUGCAAACUGGUUUCUGUGUUUCUGAGUAAGCGAAGAUGGUUAAACUUUUGGGGGCAAACACAAACUAAAUUUGCAAUCUGGAACCCCACUCUUCAAUAAUUUACUUACCCCUUAUCGAUUCAAUGAUGUACUGGACUGUAUGGAAACUUGUGCAAAAUGAUGAAUGUUAUCAAAAUAUUUUUCUAUGUGUAAAAUGAAGGAGGAAAGUGGAACUUAAUGGAGAUUUAAAUCAACGAUAAAACCUUCAAAGGCAAACACUAAAAGGGAAUGUUUUUAUUAAUUUAUAAAUGUUUUACCUGGCAAUA